ACUAAAUGGUUGUGCAUAACUAAAACUAGUGAUGGCUCGGUGCGUAAAGGAGCGGCGCACGCCAAAGUGAGCGAGUGUCAGUGGAAGAAAUUACACCGAAGAUGUCAACAUUGCUUUACCACCCACUCAAAAUCGAUUGUAUUACCUUCAAGAAGGUGGCUCUUCGUAUAAAUAGGAAGGCAUUAUUUCAAGAAAGACGGUGGUGAGCACAGCCAGCUGUUCUCUCUCUUUUUUUUUAAUCGGGAUCAAAGACAACGACUGGAAGAAUUUGCAGAAGAUAACUGUGUCCCGACUGCAGGGCAAACGCAUCUUUAACUCCUCGAGCAACAGGUGAAGUCAUGCAGGUGGAGAGGAAAUGGCACAUACUGUUGACUAUCUUUUUUCUGCUCAUCACCUCGGGUCAGUGUAUGGACAGCAAGGAGGUCAGGCAGAAAGAGAGAAGGACCCUGUUGGAUCUGAUCUUACAGGUGAUCAGAGACAGCCAGCAAGGGAACAAACUCGUCUCUCGGCGCUGCAGCAGUGGACUCUACUCUUCAGCUCAAGACAUGAAGUUCUCCUCCCAUGAAAAGCCUUUCUAUGUCCCUAGGCUGGAUAACAGAAGACUCAUAGAAAUUGUUCCUAGAGAUGCCAACAUGAAAGGCAAAUUCAUUCAGCAUUUCGGAGCAGGACAAGUCAAGUUCUCAUCGGAGUGCAAAACACACUUUCAUAGACUUUACCACAACACAAGGGACUGUUCAAGACCAGCAUACUACAAAAGAUGUGCAAGAUUGCUAACACGAUUGGCAAUGAGUCCACUCUGCAUGCAAUCAUAGAUAUUGCGUGUCCCAGCAUAAAGAAAGAGGGAUCAAUGUGUUGCCAAGGAAGUGCCUUCAAAUCCACAGCAGUCAUAAUAACAUUGUUGUGUUUUAUAGUAUUUCUAUUUUUGUUUCUUUUGUUGCUAUUUUAAAAAAUGCCGAUGGACAUUCCUGUUUUUUUUUUUUUUUGACUGAAUUUACUUUUUAUUUUAACAGUGUAACUGUGUGUAUCACAUAUUUUUAAGGAAAUAAUAAUUUAAUAUCAAAUGUACCUAUUUAUUUAAAGGGUAUGUACCUUACUAAUUUCACAGUCAUUCCAAAUCAGAGUAUUUUUGGUUGUGAAUGUCAUGCAUGAUGGAGAGAAAGCUCUUUUGUUUUCUAAUAUUUGAAUUUUACUUCAACUAUCUCACUGAUGACAUGCUCUGCCAUCGUCCUCAUUACAUUUUAUUUGGCACUUGAGUGAUUGCUGGCAAUGCCUACAUAUGGAAUAAUAACAGUGGUGAUAAUACACUGUGGUAUUGAACAAUAAAAAAUG
Molecule: messenger RNA, 1329 nt
Organism: Salarias fasciatus (jewelled blenny)
Lineage: Eukaryota; Metazoa; Chordata; Actinopteri; Blenniiformes; Blenniidae
Gene: alkal1
Product: ALK and LTK ligand 1
Exons: 6
Coding region: 339-812 (157 amino acids)
Biological process (GO): positive regulation of ERK5 cascade; positive regulation of ERK1 and ERK2 cascade
Molecular function (GO): receptor tyrosine kinase binding; receptor signaling protein tyrosine kinase activator activity
Source: RefSeq, a predicted model, not a curated record